This is a messenger RNA of Asparagus officinalis (garden asparagus), 2082 nucleotides long. RefSeq names its product protein CHLOROPLAST IMPORT APPARATUS 2-like. Lineage: Eukaryota; Viridiplantae; Streptophyta; Magnoliopsida; Asparagales; Asparagaceae. The coding region runs from base 706 to 1854 and encodes 382 amino acids. Gene Ontology annotation, biological process: regulation of DNA-templated transcription. The transcript has 3 exons. The record is from RefSeq and is a predicted model, not a curated record. Gene Ontology annotation, cellular component: nucleus. Gene Ontology annotation, molecular function: protein binding.
UAUGUUUAUUUAUUUACCCCUUCGUAGUUUGGCUUCGGUUGCAGCCAACGAAGGCGAGGAUAUCGAGGCUACGAUGCUCCCUGGUCUCUUUCCAAGUUCGGUACAUCGAGGGUUUUGUUAGGGUUUUACUUUUACCUACCCAAAUGCCGCCGGCUCUCAUCUCCGUGUCCGUCCGUUUUCUCGUCAAAGGUUCGAUCUUUUCCUCAUGAGAACGCAUCCGGGUUCCUGAGAUGCUGCUAUUUUGAUCAAGUAUCUCUGUUAUGAACUUCGUUAAGACAGUUUCCACCUUUUUGGGGCUUGCCUUUCCCCCCCGAAAAAGAUUCUAUUUUGAUGGUGAUUUUAAUCUUUUUCUCAUGGAAUUUCAUCUGGGCGUCCUCUAUUUAACGGUUCCGUGCCUUUAUUUCUGAUCUUUUUAGGGUUUAAUAAGACCGUUCCAGCUUUUUUGGGGCUUACCUUUCCCCCCAAAAGAUUCUAUUUUGAAGGGUGAUUCUAAUCUUUGAUUUUGGGAUUUCGUCUGGGUAUCUAAUAUUUCACAGUUUAUGUCCUUUAUUUCUAAUCUCUAUAGGGUGUUAGAUGCUCCUUGAUGUAGUUCCAGUAUCUUCAAUUAGACUUUUUUGGGGAUUUUUUCCCUGCAUAGUUCCUAGGUCUUUGAACUAUAAUAGACAUUCCAUCUUGCUUCAGCACUUCAACAAAAUAUUGUGAAAAAUGUCUUCAUUCCUCGGCGCGAAAGGGACUUGCAGCUUCAACCUUGACCUAAUAAAAAACCCCUCCCCCUCUUCUGGAUGCUCAUCAACCCUCACCAAAUCCUCAUCCGUCUCCUCACUUGACAUCCCCACAAAAAGAGGUCGAGCUCCUCGAAAGAGACCCAAUCAAUCCUACUUCGAAGCCGCCACUCUCCUCUCCACUGCUUGCCCUAAUGUUUUCUCAAUAAAAAACCUCCAUAAAAAGCAUUCGGGGUCGUUCCCUUCCCUUUCUUCCUCCUCUUUAUCCUCUACUGGCCGUCCCCCUUCUUUCCCGGUCCUCAGUGACUCCGAUUUCCUAAUUGAAGACCCAUCUCCCGGUCCAAAUCUUUCACGCCCGUUCAAAUUCAGACCUGUUAACCCAAUUAAGACAUCUUGCUUUGUGCCUCGAGUGGGUAGCCCACCAGGCUCACCAGGUUAUGAUGUUAGUUCUAUUUUCGGUGAUGAUGAUGUUGAGGGGAUUGAUAGCAUAAUGGGAAAGCUAAGUGUGAACGAUUGUGAUACAAAUUGUAGUCCUAGUGUUGAUCCUUGCAUUAAUCCUUUUGUUGGAGGGAAAGCCAGGCUUAGGGCCCAUAAUGAUGAUUGGUGGAGGUUGAUGCCGAUGGUGAACAUGAAAGAUAUUGUUCCUAAGCUCAAUGCAAUGCCAUCUUUGGAGAGGAAGAAGAAGACUAAGAAGAAGAAAUUGGAGGAGGUCAUGGAUGAGUCUGAGGUCACUAAAACUACAACUGGUUCUUGUAUUACAGCUAGUGCUGGUAAACGAGAGGGAAAUUUGAAGUCUGGUUUAGGCCUCAAAUUGAAUCAUGAGGAGGUCAUUGAAGCUUGGGGAGAUCGGGAGUUUCCAAUAUCUUACGAUCCUGGUUCUUCAGAAGCCACUUCUGGCAUUGAUGCUAAACUGGCUAUGAUUGACAUUUUUCCCGACGAUGAAGGUGUUGGUAUGAGAGAGGCGAGCAUGCUGAGGUACAAAGAGAAGCGAAUUUCUCGGCUCUUUGCGAAGAAGAUCAGAUACCAGGUGCGGAAGUUGAAGGCUGACGGCAAACCUCGGAUGAAGGGCCGAUUUGUUAAAAGUAAUCAGGGCCAAUUUCUCCAAGAAGCAAUCAAGGAAGAAAAUCUGUGAGAUCUCCAUUCUACAAGGAGUUGAAUGCUGAAAGUUAUGCAUUUUACCUAUUUAAUGUGGACACAAUUGAAGGGAGGUUUUGUAAUUUUUUUGGAACACCUCUCUAUGUGCCACUAAAGCCUUUUGUCUUCAAAUAUUGUGAAAUAUAUUCGCAAAUACUUUUCAUUUUGUCAAUACAUGAUCAUGUUUAGAUACAAGGCAAGUUGCACAAAUUGGUUUUUGUGUGGA